AUGAAUUGGAAGACUGUCGAUCAGAUCAGACAAUGGAUAGACCACCGUGUGUUCUAUCAUGUCGCCCAGGAGACAGAUACAUAUGUCCUCUGGACAAUGUUAGAAGGAAUGUAUCAGUCGAAGACUGCUCGGAACAAAGCCUUGGUGAUGAGAAAGCUUGUAAAUCUAAAGUUGAAGAAUGAUGUGUCUGUCGCCGAACACACCAGUGAAUUCAAGAAUCUGGUGAAUCAUCUUGCAACCGUCAAGAUGCCCUUGGACGAUGAAAUUUUCUCUCAGCAACUUUGCACCAGAGGGGAAGCGACCAUGAGCAUAGUCACAGACGCCAUGUACAAUGAAGAGACAAUGAGGAAAGACAUAGGAGCUCUUCUACAACCACCAAAGGGCUUUUGCAAGUCCUUCUUUCCUAGCAAGGACCUUAAAAAGUUGCUGGAUCUACCAGUUUCUCGGCAGAGAGCUCCUCUGCUGUUAAACUUUAUCCCGACUUACAAGUCGGUGCUCCCCGACAUCCCAAAGAAUAAGAAAAGCAAGUCUUCAUCGUCUGCCACAACUCCUCCAGCAACCUCUUCAUAUGGGCCAGAUCAGGGGUCAACCUCUAAUUUAGCUGAGCAACCAUUGACCUUGGCUCCACAGCUGAUCCCACCAUCUCAACGCCAACGCCGACACCGAGUUGCAGUUGUUAAGAUGGGCCACAAAAAAGCCGUUGCUGAUGAUCUUCUGGCCAACAUCCCCGACGCUAUAAUUACUCAACCAUCUCAGCCUCAACCAAAGCCAAAGCCCAAGAGACUGAAAAAGGCCCAGUCCAAGGCAAUGAGCGAGAAGACCCCCACCACUGCGGAGAAGAGGUCUGCCGAGGCUAAACCAUCCCCUUCAACUCGGUCGAAGAGGCCGAGAUCCGAGUCGGCCACCACCUUGGGGACCAUCAAAUCAGAUGCUCCCUGGGCUCCCAAAAUUACCAUCAAGGACAAGCCGGUGAGAGCUGGUGACAGCGCCGAUGACAUUGAAGUCGGCGUUGCACUCUCUACCGCCUUGCUCCUUCCACAAGAUCUCAAUCGUAACGCCGAGAUGAGCGAGUACGAAAAUUUUGUUCUAUCGUUGCAACACUCUGUGCAAGCGAUCCGGCAUUGCCACUCCUUUGCUUUGCAAGCCUUCAAUAUAAAGAAGGAGUUGACAAAUAAAACCAAAGAGGCUGCAAACUCACAAAGGGCUCGUAACAAGGCCGAGGGCAAACUGAAGGCCUUGAUAGAUCAGGCUGAGGUCGCCAAGAAGGCUCAGGAUGAAGCCGAGGAAAAGACUGACGUUGCGGAGGCCAUUGCCAAGGUCCUUGCGGCCGAAAAGAAAGAGGCCGAGGCAAAGAUGGUCGAGACCCAAAAAGAGCUUCAAGAUGCCCUGGCCACAAAAAAGGCCGAGAUCAAAGUGGCUGAUAAGAAGGCGUACGCCGAGGGGGUAGCCGAUGUUAAAGAGGACUAUAUGAAACAAGUGAAGCAGGAAGCUUUGGUCAGGAAGAAGAAGGACGCUACUAGGGCCACGUCCCUUGCUCUGAAUGAGCAAGUUGUAGACUUGUCUCAAGAUGAGGAGGGUGAGGUUUCCAAAGACGCCACUCCUGAGAAGACAACAUCGGACGUGCCCAUCGCCGAGAAGAGCAUCGACCAGACUCUCCAAGAGAUCGAUGCCGAGCUCGCGGCUGAGAAGGCUGUCGAGGAAAAUUCUCAAAUGUCUUCUGAGCCCCAUACCCAGCCAGCCAACGACGCUGAAUAG
This is a messenger RNA of Camellia sinensis, 1755 nucleotides long. NCBI's taxonomy places the organism in Eukaryota, Viridiplantae, Streptophyta, Magnoliopsida, Ericales, Theaceae. The record is from RefSeq and is a predicted model, not a curated record.